Molecule: messenger RNA, 975 nt
Organism: Pisolithus orientalis
Lineage: Eukaryota; Fungi; Basidiomycota; Agaricomycetes; Boletales; Pisolithaceae
Exons: 4
Coding region: 1-975 (324 amino acids)
Source: RefSeq, a predicted model, not a curated record
AUGAAAUCUUCUGUGGCUGACACCCUCAUAUUCACUGAUCCCCUUCUAGGUAUCUUUUGCAUGUUCAGAGAGUUGGACAACCUGUCUGUUUCGACUUCGCUCUCCGUAGUCCCAUUCGACGAUUUCUCGCAUAGGGUUGCGGAACAUACUUCAAGACGCGCGUCCCAACUGGUGCUCCUACCGUGGUUACUGCCCACGUCUAACUACCAGACCACGAUGGAUGCUGAGGCGACUCCUACCACACCGAAAUCGCCAAGAUUUGAGAAAAACCCUUUCGAAGCUUUCUUCGGAAGCCUCUCCAGGGCGGACAAGUCAGCCUCUGAUGAACUCGCAGUUCCUCCGUACUCACAGCACGUCUUGCCCCCCUUCUUUGGUGGACCGGAUGAUAGGCUUUCAUUGGAAUUUGUUGUCCAGUUGUGCCUUAACCCAAGAAUAACGGCGACCGUGGCGAGCGGCCCGAGGGUGUCGAUGGAACAAAUCCCUGCUCUUCAGGCCCUAGUCCAUCGGGGUGACACGCUCAGCCUAAGAUCUACUGCGUUCCCGGACACAGUUUAUGGCCAGCUAAACACUCAGACUCGCAUGCAGUCCGAGACGGCAGAUAGCAUGACGUGGAGCAAGUACGCUUCGCUCAACCCUGAUCCCGAUACUCCUUCGCUUCUGCGCGCUGCCUUGUCCCGUACCCGGUUUUCAGAGUUUUCCAUGCCUACUCCCCUCCGUACCGCGAUCCAGCGGGCGGCAACUAUCGGACAAACGCAUACGCGACUUAUGAUCGUCGCUGGACGCUCGAAACGACUUGCAACGGAAAGUCACCAUCAUGAACUCAAGGAGAUCUUCGUAGAAUAUGGAACAAGCGGGGAGAUGAUGAGGAAGACUAUCGGAGACGUCGCUUCAGCAAUGGUUGUAUCAAACUCUGCAAGUGCUCUUGUGGUGCUACAAACGGCAAUCCCUGUAGAGUUCAAAGAACGCGCUGUGUGA